Alnus glutinosa is the source of this 1346-nucleotide messenger RNA. RefSeq names its product caffeic acid 3-O-methyltransferase. Gene Ontology annotation, biological process: methylation. Bases 99 to 1229 code for a protein of 376 amino acids. The transcript is spliced from 4 exons. The record is from RefSeq and is a predicted model, not a curated record. Gene Ontology annotation, molecular function: O-methyltransferase activity; S-adenosylmethionine-dependent methyltransferase activity; protein dimerization activity. Lineage: Eukaryota; Viridiplantae; Streptophyta; Magnoliopsida; Fagales; Betulaceae.
GUCAAUUUCUUGUCUAUUUAAUGGUUUAUUACAUAGAAAAGAUACUCAGCCUCUCGUUCAUCAACUUCACCAUCUCUUCUAUUUGACACCAAAACCACAUGAACUCCAUGGAAAACCAGACGGGAACUGCAUCCACCAAGGAAUUAGAUCAUGAUCAUGAUCAUGAUGAGGAGGAGAAUCUCUCCCAAUAUGCUUUGCAGCUUGCAAGCGCAUCAGUGCUGCCGAUGGUAUUGAAAGCAACAAUAGAGCUUGGUGUGCUUGAGAUCAUACAGAGAGCUGGUCCAGGAGCCCUUCUCUCUCCUUCCCAAAUAGCUUCCCAAAUCCCCACUCAAAGCAACGCAGACUCAUCUCCACUUCUUGAUUCUAUGCUCCGCCUUCUCACUACCCACUCCAUACUCACCUGCUCUACUUCCACUCACCAGCACGACGGCCACGUUCUCCGGCUCUAUGGUUUGGCGCCGGUCUCCAAAUACUUCAUCCGGAACCAGGAUGGACGAUCAAUGGCACCCUUCUUAGACCUGGUACAGGACAAGGUCAUCAUGGAUAUCUGGUACCAUUUGAAAGAUGCAGUUCUGGAAGGAGGAGUACCAUUUUACAAGGCUCAUGGGAUGAAUGCGAUGGAGUACGUUGGGAAGGAUGCCAGAUUCUACGAGGUAUUCAAGAGCUCAAUGGAAGAUUUUCACCCGGUGUUGAUGAAGAAGAUUCUUGAGACGUACAAGGGUUUUGCAGGCCUGAAAUCGCUGGUCGAUGUCGGAGGUGGCGAUGCCACCAUCCUUAACAUGAUCAUCUCCAAGUACCCUACCAUUAACGGUGUCAACUUUGAUUUGCCUCCUGUUAUAGAAAAGUCACCCUCCUAUCCUGGUAUUGAGCAUGUUGCAGGAGACAUGUUUGCAACAAUUCCUAAAGGAGAUGCCAUUUUCAUGAAGUGGAUACUUCAUAGUUGGGACGACAAAAAUUGCCUGAAGAUACUGCGAAAUUGUUAUGAAGCACUACCAGACCACGGGAAGGUGAUAGUAGUAGAUGUGGUGAAUACAGAAACCACUGCAACUACUAAUGCUGAUAAAAGCUUGUCUCAGUUAUAUUUGGUCCUGACGAAUAUAAACCAGGGCGGAAAGGAGAGGACAGAGAGAGAACUCGAAAGUUUGGCAAAAGAAGCAGGAUUUUCUGGUGUUCAAGUGGCAUGUCGUGCUUUUGACUUUUCAGUUGUGGAGUUGUACAAGAAUAUGUAACAAUUUAGUCAUGACAUAUUCUGUCAUUGUAUCAGUGGACAUCGGCAAAUAAAAAGUCCCCCAAAUAAUGUACUGUAUGAGAGAUAAAGAUGCAAAUAGAACCUCUUUCAAGACUCC